Messenger RNA from Clarias gariepinus (North African catfish), 2312 nucleotides. Its product is annotated as GTPase IMAP family member 9-like. Bases 418 to 1863 code for a protein of 481 amino acids. NCBI's taxonomy places the organism in Eukaryota, Metazoa, Chordata, Actinopteri, Siluriformes, Clariidae. The record is from RefSeq and is a predicted model, not a curated record. Gene Ontology annotation, molecular function: GTP binding. The transcript has 2 exons.
GCAUGCCACUUCGUCUUUUAAAAUCCAUUACACCAUUGCAGACCUCAAGUUCACAAAUCACCUUGUGUGAACUGCCCCAUGUCUUUUUAAUGGCAUGAAUAGGAAUGCAAGGUCCUUUAGAAGAUUUUGCCACAGCAAAAACCCGAUUGUUUGGGUCAAUGCACUGACUUUGAAGGUGAGACUGUGCAGUGACAUCAUGGUCAACACCUGAAUGUGCCCUUUGUUUAUGUUUUUUGAGAUUGUUCUUUAAAACGCAUAGAUGACAGUGCGGACAAUUUAACUUUUGCUCUUGCUUUCUUCGAAUGCGUUUCAAGUGGUUUAUAGCAGACUUGCUGCACUGACUGGCAAGAGGAGCUGUCUGAUUUCCUUCCUGAUUUACUUCUGGAGCAGUCCUGCUGCACUGAGUAGCAACAGGAGAUGUCUGAAUUACUUUCCGAGCCACCUUGCUGCAUUGAACAGCACUCUGGUUCGUCAGUGUUGCUGAUUUGCACACAGUCAGAAAUGCAGCGUUCUCAGUUCAGGAGCUCCACAAGUCCACAUGAAGCCGCCCAGUCCCGAAUAACUCAGCUGCGGUUGGUGCUGCUGGGCAGAACAGGUUCUGGUAAAAGUGCCACAGGAAACACCAUCUUGGGUAAAAAAUGUUUCCCAUCUAAACUGAGCAUGGACUCAGUGACGAAGAAAUGCCAAAAGGAAAGUGGAGUAGUUCAGGGGCGGAGCCUAGCACUGAUUGACACUCCUGGCUGGUUCGACACCUCUCUCCAGCAAAGUGAGUUAACAAAUGAAGUGCUAAGAUGUCAGGCCAUGUGUUCACCUGGACCACAUGCAUUUCUGCUCAUCAUACCAAUCGCUCGCUUCACAGAGGAGCAGCAGCAGACUGUAGAGAUGAUUAGAAAGUUUUUUGAGGAGAACAUCAGUAAUCACACGAUCAUCAUAUUUACUCGUGCAGACGAGCUGGAAGGACAGUCAAUUGAGCAGUUUAUAUCAGAACAGGGCCAGAAAAUCCAGGAUAUUAUUGCACAAUUUGGUGGACAUUUCUUGGCUUUUAACAACAAGAACCCAGAGAACCCGGACCAAGUGAAAGAGCUCCUGAAGAAGCUGGAUGAGUUGCUGAAACAGAACGAGUACCGUCACUUCACCAACCAGGAAACGGAGGCUGUAGAUAAAGCACUAGCAAUUUUGGAACAGAAAAAGCAAGACAAAAUUGCUGAAUCUAUCGAGAAGGCCAAGCAGGAAGUAAGGCAGAGAGCAGAACAGCAAAGAGCCGUCAUCAUUAAAGCCCAGGAGAUAGACGAGCAAGAGAUAGAAAGACAGAGGAGUCAGAUCCAGGGUGAAAUUCUUUAUUUAACAGCAGAAAUUACCAAAGAAAAUGAAAACCUUUAUGAAGAUCAACACAGGAUGCCGGUGCUGCAGGAAUCUCUACAGAAUGCAAAAAACUGCCUUAGAAAGCUGGAGGAAAAGAAGGAGUUAAGUAUAAAGGAAACUCAAAAAAAGAUCAGGGAAAUAGAAAAAUGGAUGAAGAAAGAAGAGCAAAGAAUCGAGCAGGAGGAGAGAGAAAAGGCUUUAAAUGAGGAUGACAGUAAAUGGUAUAACAAUGAACAAUAUUUCACUAUUCUGAAGUACCUCGUGAUAUUUUUGGGAGGCGCAGGGGCUGGAUUUCUAUUGGCGCCUACACUUUUUGUCACGACUGCAGCACCUGUAGGACUGGCAGUAGAGUUGCUCGGACCUGAGCUUGCAGCCUCUGUGAUGGCAGCAGUUGCAAAAGCAGCUCCUUUAAUAGGUGCAGCGACAAAAGCAGCAGGUCCAAUAAUGGGUGCUGCAGCAAAGGUAACUCCGUUAGUGACUGGCUUUUGUUCCAUUCAGUAACACAAAAGUCAAAACAUCACAUAACUUUGAGGAAGAAGAAUCUAUACUGUUGUCAUAAUUUGUGUUAUGACAUGAUUGUAGUGUAUAAGGAAACUAAGCAAGGUAUUUUAUUACAGUUAUAAUCUUUGUAAUAUUCAUAUUCAUUGCACAUACUAAUGUUAGGCCUUGUAUUGCUUGCAUUCUUUAUAAUCUAGCACAAAGCAGCUCUGUCUUUGUGUUAUGCAGUUAUUACAAAACAUUUUACUGUUAACAGGAUAAACACUAUGUUAACUAUAGUAAUACUUCUAAUACUGCAUGUUAAUAUACAUUCCUAGCAUGUACACAUUCCGUUAAUCAGAUUUAUAACAUUGCAUGCAACAAAAUAUUAUAGUAGACUAAUGGUUGGUAGACAAUUAUAAACAAUGACAUUACAUUCCUUAGAAAUACAAUAAAUGUUGAAAAUUUUAAAA